AUGCCUCGUCAUGUUGGUGUAGUUCCUCCUCCGCCGGGAGUCACACCAGACUUCGAUUACUCGAAUCCAUGGCUUUAUGAGGUCAAUAUGGUCUUGAUCAGUGUUGGGUUGGUCUUCAGUUUUAUAUUUCUCGUCCUUCGGAUAUAUACCAAAACGAAAAUAUUGCGCAAGUUCGGAUGGGAGGAUGUGUUCAUUGUGCUCGCCUGGAUAUUUUCGCUUGGGACGCAAAUAACUUCUAUCUAUGGAUACCAACAUAGCGGCGUUGGAAUUCAUAUGUGGAAUGUCACUGAAGAGAUGUUCGCCACAUAUCAGAAGGUCAUCCUCGCCGCCGCCGUCGUAUAUGUCCCCGCCCUCGCCUUCGCGAAAAUGAGUCUCGUCUUCCUCUACCGUCGUAUCAUGGAAAAACAGCUCGCUUACACUUGGGCACUACACAUCAUCACUGCAGUCGUAUGCGGCUACAGUCUGGCCCUUAUAUUUGCGUUGAUUUUCGCAUGCAAUCCCAUCGCCAUGACCUGGGAUUUAAGUAUCACAGAUGGAAGUUGCAUCAGCCGCGAGGGCUUGUAUAUCGCAACCGCCGUGACGAAUAUCGUCACAGACUUGGCAUUGAUAUUACUCCCCAUUCCUCUGGUAGUAGGACUUCAGAUGCCGGGAAUUCAAAAGUGCUACCUUAUCGUGGUCUUCGUUGUUGGUUGCGCAACUGUCGUGACCAGCAUACUCCGUCUAGCAACAUUAGUUCCCUUCCUCACUACGUCGGAUAUCACUCACGAUCUGGCUUGGCCACAGCUCUGGAUUAACGUGGAAGCAAAUCUCAUCGUCAUCUGCCCUUGCCUCCCCUCUCUACGGCAGUUUAUGAGACAUCAUGCUCCCGGAUGGAUGGGUGAGGCAGGUAGCAGUGCACGCCGCUAUUUCACGCCCAACUCGACAAGCGCUUCGCGCAACCGUUUCAAAACGACAGGGUCGCGUCAACCGGAUGAGAUUGCACUCACGGGAAACGGCGAGAGUAUUGGUAGCCGCUCCCGUAUUGUCAAGGAGGUCGCAUGGAAUGUGACGGAGGAGAGGAUGGAUGAUGACUCCGAUGGUUCUAUCAAGCGAAAGCCUGCCAAUUCGUUCGCAUACGAGACAUGA
Messenger RNA from Penicillium griseofulvum, 1125 nucleotides. RefSeq lists its product as uncharacterized. The record is from RefSeq and is a predicted model, not a curated record. Lineage: Eukaryota; Fungi; Ascomycota; Eurotiomycetes; Eurotiales; Aspergillaceae. The transcript has 7 exons. The coding region runs from base 1 to 1125 and encodes 374 amino acids.